AACAACGAUAAUAUAUGCAUAGGCUAACAUUUUAAAAUGUUGUCAAUUGAAAUUUGAUUUGUCAUUACGCAACUAAACAACAACACAGACACGCUUGCCCUAAACCAUUAGCUAGCAAUGGCUGAGCCAGAAACCACAGAGGCCAACCAGCCACGCAUCGACAAACUGGAGGAGCAGGCACACCAAAUGCAUAAGGACCAGAAAGAGGUGGACAUCUAUCGGCACACCUUCAUACGAUACAUGGGCUACAGCAACGAGGUGGGCGAGGCAUUCCGUCCGCUUGUGCCCAAAUCAUUUGUAGCCGCAUCCUAUGGCAUGGCCAUUGGCUAUGUGUGCACCGAUACAUUCGAUAAGGCGCUGCGCCAUCAAAUGGCCGGCGGCUCCGAUCGCGAGGUGCUGCUGAUGGGCGCCGAUGUGUUCACCUGGCAAAUGCUGGCCUCUGUCCUAAUACCCGGCCUGACCAUAAAUCGGAUCACCGCGUUCAGCCGCUCCCUGCUGAAAAAGUCGCCCAGCAUUGUGCUAAAGACGCUGCCGACGAUCAUUGGACUGGCGAGCAUACCUCUGAUAGUGCAUCCCAUUGACCACAUGGUGGAUCGCCUGAUGGACGCCACCUUUCGCAAAAUGGUGCGGUGAUAAGCCGCCGCCGCCGCCGCCGAUGAUCCUGGUCCUCAGCAUGCGGAACAUUCCAAAACGGUUCACUUGCUUCUUUUUUUUUUUUUUUUAAAAAAUUCCUAACCCGUGAAGAUUUGUAUUUGAUUAAUUUUUUGUGUUUUUGGACAACUUGCGAGUGACAACUGGAUACAUAAAAAGCUUUCCAAGCAUUCCCCAUAUGA
This is a messenger RNA of Drosophila virilis, 833 nucleotides long. Its product is annotated as mitochondrial fission process protein 1. Gene Ontology annotation, cellular component: mitochondrion. Gene Ontology annotation, biological process: mitochondrial fission. The record is from RefSeq and is a predicted model, not a curated record. Lineage: Eukaryota; Metazoa; Arthropoda; Insecta; Diptera; Drosophilidae.